Molecule: messenger RNA, 3204 nt
Organism: Fonsecaea erecta
Lineage: Eukaryota; Fungi; Ascomycota; Eurotiomycetes; Chaetothyriales; Herpotrichiellaceae
Exons: 2
Coding region: 1-3204 (1067 amino acids)
Biological process (GO): protein phosphorylation; intracellular signal transduction; microtubule cytoskeleton organization
Cellular component (GO): cytoplasm
Molecular function (GO): protein serine/threonine kinase activity; tau-protein kinase activity; ATP binding
Source: RefSeq, a predicted model, not a curated record
AUGGCCACGGCAGCAUCACAACAGUCGCCGUCGGUGGUGCGCAGUCACUCGGCCUCUCGCAACCCUCCUUCUUCGUAUGCUUCCACCUCACCCUCUCAGCCUUCAAGAACGCGUUCCACAAACACCAGACCCUCAAAUCACACCCGCUCUGGAUCCAGAACUCACGAAAAUCCUCCUCAAUCCAAUCCUACGGCUCUUGCGAAUGUCGCUCGCAGGGAUUUCGAACAAUCAAAUGUCGCUCGCACGACGUCCUCUCGUCGCAGCACCUCCCGUGACGGGAGAGGAGAAUAUCAUUCGGAGGCACUGCCCCAGGGGCGCGCCUCCUCCCGACCGGGAUCUCGACGGAAUAGUCAAGACCUAAUCGCACCUACAGCAGCCGUUGCCAACGGAACACCCUCACAACCUCCUCCCAGCACAACCUCGAGGACCGAGACGCACGCCUCGCAGACCUAUCCCACAAUCGGUCGAAGGCGAACAUCUAUAACAUGCCAGACUGGGACUUGGUCACUAGGGAAGACAAUUGGUCAGGGCAGCAUGGGCAAGGUCAAGCUAGCGAAAAACGUUGAGAGUGGAGAGCAAGCGGCCAUCAAAAUAGUCCCACGACAGGCAGCUGACGAGCAAGGAAAUCCGAAGGACGAGCGCGCAGAUCGGUCGAAAGAAAUACGAACUGCAAGAGAGGCAGCCAUGGUGUCGUUACUUUCUCACCCGUACAUCUGUGGAAUGAUCGAUGUCCAGAGGACUAACUACCAUUGGUACAUGCUUUUUGAGUAUGUGAAUGGUGGGCAGAUGCUGGAUUACAUUAUCGCUCAUGGCAGGCUGAAAGAGAAGCAAGCACGGAAAUUCGCUCGCCAGAUUGCAAGCGCGCUGGACUACUGUCACCGUAACAGCAUCGUUCACCGGGAUCUUAAGAUCGAGAAUAUCCUUAUCAGCAAGACGGGGGAUAUCAAGAUCAUCGAUUUUGGCCUUAGCAACCUUUAUUCGCCGCGUGCGCUCCUGAAAACGUUCUGCGGCAGUUUGUAUUUCGCGGCACCGGAAUUGUUGCAAGCCCGUCAGUACACAGGUCCUGAGGUUGAUGUAUGGAGUUUUGGGAUUGUUCUUUAUGUCCUCGUCUGUGGCAAAGUUCCAUUCGACGACCAAAGCAUGCCUCAGUUGCAUGCAAAGAUCAAAAGAGGGAUUGUCGACUAUCCUCAAUGGCUGACGGCUGAAUGCAAGAAUAUCAUUUCGCGCAUGCUCGUGGUGGAUCCACGAGAUCGAGCCAGUCUUCAGGAAAUUAUGAACCAUCCCUGGAUGACGAAAGGUUUCAACGGCCCUCCAGACAAUUAUCUCCCACACAGGGAGCCUCUUCAACUGCCGCUCGACCCUGAGGUCAUUGACAAAAUGCAAGGCUUUGACUUUGGGUCCUCUGCUUACAUUACUGAGCAGCUUACUCGCAUCAUCGAGUCGGAGGAUUACCAGAGUGCUGUUCGCAGGAGUGCCAAGGAAGAUUACAGCCAUGCAUCGAGUAGCGGCGAGAAGAAACGUGGAGUCUUCGACUUUUACAAACGACGAAAUUCAAUUAGCCGGGAAGGUCUUUCGGCACCUUCUUCUGAAGCCAUCAGAGGUCACGACCCCAUCAAUGCUUACAGCCCACUGGUCUCUAUAUAUUACCUCGCACGCGAGAAGCGUGACCGAGAGCGACAGCAACAAAAUCCCGGUGCGCUGGCCAUGCCAAUGACAGAAAAGGAGACGCCUCUCAAACUCCCUGGGCUGCCAACACCGGAGGCUGCUCACACAAACACGUUCGCGCCAGAAAUGCCAGGAGAGAAAGCCACUGGAGGCCGGGCGAGACCGCGUGCACGAACCAAUGGAGAAGACGAUAUACCGCAUGGUAUGAAGUCGAUGGAGGCUGCCGAGAGAAAACCUGCUCCGAGUACGGUCCCACUGAAUGCAAUCCCUCAGCCUGAUCAGCCUGCGAAGCGCGAGGGUACUGCCUUGGGUCUGUUGCGAAGGUUUAGCACUAGACGUUACCGGGACCGAGACAUGGAACGGCCUCAACCUCCCCCGGCGCUGAAUAUUCAACCUCCCGCUGAUUCCGUCACGCCUCCCCGCAAGUCCUUCUCUGUCCGACGCUCACGGAGAAGAGACCCGAGUCCAACAACUCAUCAUCAGGGAGGCAGUCAACCACAGCAUGAAGGUCUACUCAGUGCUAGUGGCGGGCUAUCUAGAGCUGGGAAAUUUUUGGGCCGAUCGACUAGCGUCAAUUCGGCUGAGUACCGCCCGCGACGCGUUCUGCACCGAGGAACGUCGGGCCACGAUUCUCCAAUGCUUGCGCCUGAGCCACCGCCUACUAGUGGCUCUGAUCAGUCGAGUGUAAACGCCGGUCGGGCUGGUAAGGGCGUGGAACUGACCGACAAGCCUGCUCCUACUGCCAGCCCACUGACUACGCCACGCACUCCUACCACUACCAGGACCAAGUCUCUGGGUCAUGCACGUCAGGAGAGCAUUCAAGCCAGACGACGCCGCCAUGAAGAGCGUCGAGCAGAGGCUAACGUUCCUGAGGAGACGGAUGCCGAGAUGCGGGACGGAGUAGACGUACUCGACACACCGGCGCUUCCCGACACCCCUGGCACCGAAAUCUCCAAGCCAGCCAGUCUCAAAGGAUUGUUCUCGACUUCGACUACCAGCAGUAAGCCUCCCGAGUUUAUCAGACACGACAUCAUUCGCGUUCUGAACCAGCUUGGAGUGCAAUAUACCGUGAUCAAAGGAGGCUUUUCUUGCAGACAUGCGCCCAGCAUUAACCUCGAAGGGGUCAAGGAACCUGUAGCCGGGCUCGACGAGGACAGAAGUGGACGGGUGACGAGUGGACAUCAGCGUCGGAUCUCGUUUGGUGGAGCUUUCCGGGGUAAGGACAGAGAAGACAUCAGGGACGACAGGUUAAGCCGACACCAUACUAGGAGGAGACAACCAGAUCAGAGUUUCGUGACCAACUCUGAGGGUUCAGAUGAAUACUUGCAACAGAAUCGAGGAUCCGAGGCUCAUGAUGGAGGUGCGACAAGAACUCGAGUACAAGAGGACAGCGGUGAGCGGUUGGUGCUCAAAUUUGAGAUUGCAAUUGUGAAGAUUCCUCUUCUUUCCCUUCACGGGAUUCAGUUCAAGAAGGUGCAGGGGGGCAUGAACCAGUACCGAUCCAUGACCUCGGCCAUUCUCAACGCAUUGAGAUUGUGA